AUGCCGCCUGUCGCCACAGCAGCCUUGCGUGCUUCCCUUCCAGGCGCAUCUCGCACUGCCUUCCGUCCGCUCUCCAGCAGCUUCCGUGUCACGACUUCGCCGGCCCUCCCACGCGCCACCCCGGUUUUCGUCUACUCGCAGCUCAACCGUCGCACAAUGGCCACCGACGCCCCCGUCAAGAUCAAGGUCAAGAAUCCCGUCGUCGAACUCGAUGGCGAUGAGAUGACCCGUGUGAUCUGGAAGGACAUCAAGGAGAAGUUCAUCUUCCCGUACCUUGACAUUGACCUCAAGUAUUACGACCUUGGGCUGGAGUACCGUGAUGAGACCAACGACAAGAUCACUCUGGAUGCUGCCGAGGCCAUCAAGAAGUACUCGGUGGGCGUGAAAUGCGCCACUAUCACCCCUGAUGAGGCUCGUGUCAAGGAGUUUAAUCUCAAGCAGAUGUGGCUUUCUCCGAAUGGCACCAUCCGUAAUGCUCUAGGCGGCACCGUCUUCCGGGAGCCCAUCGUCAUCCCCCGUAUUCCGCGUCUGGUUCCUGGGUGGAAGAAGCCCAUCAUCAUUGGUCGCCACGCUUUCGGUGACCAGUAUCGGGCGAAGGACCUUGUUGCUCCGGGUCCGGGCAAGCUCACCAUGACUUACACCCCUGCCGGCGGCGAGCCCCAAGAGGUUGAGGUAUUCGAGUUCAAGAACGGUGGCGGCGUCGCGCAAACGCAAUACAACACGGACGAGAGCAUUACCGGCUUCGCGCACGCCAGCUUCAAGCUCGCGCUCGACAAGGGCCUGCCGCUCUACAUGAGCACCAAGAACACCAUCCUCAAGAAGUACGACGGUCGCUUCAAGGAUAUCUUCCAGAAGCUGUACGACACUCAGUACAAGGCCGAGUUUGAGGCCAAGGGGAUUUGGUAUGAGCACCGCCUGAUCGAUGACAUGGUCGCUCAGAUGAUCAAGAGCAGCGGCGGUUACAUCAUGGCGUUGAAGAACUAUGACGGUGACGUCCAGUCCGAUAUUGUCGCCCAGGGUUUCGGCUCCCUGGGCUUGAUGACCUCAGUGCUCAUCACGCCCGACGGCAAGACGUUCGAGUCCGAGGCCGCGCACGGCACCGUUACCCGCCAUUACCGCGAGCACCAGAAGGGCCGCGAGACGUCCACCAACCCCAUUGCCUCCAUCUUUGCCUGGACGCGCGGUCUGAUUCAGCGUGGCAAGCUCGACGAGACCCCCGAGGUCAUUGCCUUCGCAGAGAGCCUCGAGCGGGCCUGCAUCGACACGGUCGACAUUGACGGUAUCAUGACCAAGGAUCUGGCUCUUGCCUGCGGCAAGACCGCCCGCGAGGACUACGUCACUACGGGCGAGUACCUCAGCGCUGUUGAGCGGAGGCUGAAGCAGAGCCUGAAGGAGAAGCUCUAA
Molecule: messenger RNA, 1404 nt
Organism: Parathielavia appendiculata
Lineage: Eukaryota; Fungi; Ascomycota; Sordariomycetes; Sordariales; Chaetomiaceae
Product: isocitrate dehydrogenase NADP-dependent
Exons: 3
Coding region: 1-1404 (467 amino acids)
Biological process (GO): isocitrate metabolic process; NADP+ metabolic process
Cellular component (GO): mitochondrion
Molecular function (GO): isocitrate dehydrogenase (NADP+) activity; NAD binding; magnesium ion binding
Source: RefSeq, a predicted model, not a curated record